AUGUUCAAGAGCGAAAGCACUACUUCAUUGUCUAUUGAAGACGAUGAAAACAACCCAAGUUCUCUUCAAGCCGGAUUCAUCUAUCCUAUGCCGAAGAAAGAUGGAAUUGGAAUUGAAAAUUUUCUUAAAGCAAAGGUUGUUCUCAUCACUGGUUCAACUGGAUUCCUCGCAAAAGUCCUUGUUGAGAAAAUUCUGAGAUCGAUGCCAUAUGUGAGAAAGAUUUAUCUCUUGAUCAGAGGAGAAGAUAUGGAAGAUGCACGGCAAAGGGUGAAGAAUGAAGGAAACUACGAAGCAUUCAUGUGGAGUACAUUGGUUCCUGUGGUUGGAGAUGUUGGCCAUUCUACUCUUGGGAUACAAGAAGAUUUGGCUGUUAAAAUUUCCAAAGAUGUCCAAAUCAUUGUCAACAUCGCAGGUGACACAGCAUUUUAUCUAAGAUACGAUGUUGCUCUUCAAGUAAAUGCAAUGAGACCUUGCAAUCUAUUGAACUUUGCCAGCAUGUGCAAAAAUAUCGAGCUUUUCGUGCAUACAUCAACAAUCUCGGUUAAAAGAUAUACAAGAGAAGGAAGAUUCGUGGAGGAAAAGCAAUGUUUAAGUCCGAGAGAUAGCAUGGGAAGACAAGUUCGUGUUAUGUCUGAAACAACCGUGUUGGAGAAUGAGAUGAAGGAAAAAGAAUAUGGGUGGUACAAUACCUAUGUGUUUACAAAGGCUCUGGGAGAGAUGUUGAUUGACAGUAUGAGAAGCAAAAUAUCAGUGCCCAUAGUAAUAGUAAGACCCAGUGGAGUCUUAAGCACUUACAAGGAGCCUUAUCCUGUUUGGAUUGAAGAACACUCUGACUGA
Hibiscus syriacus is the source of this 837-nucleotide messenger RNA. RefSeq names its product fatty acyl-CoA reductase 2, chloroplastic-like. The record is from RefSeq and is a predicted model, not a curated record. Gene Ontology annotation, molecular function: alcohol-forming very long-chain fatty acyl-CoA reductase (NADP+) activity. Gene Ontology annotation, cellular component: intracellular membrane-bounded organelle. Gene Ontology annotation, biological process: suberin biosynthetic process; long-chain fatty-acyl-CoA metabolic process. The coding region runs from base 1 to 837 and encodes 278 amino acids. Lineage: Eukaryota; Viridiplantae; Streptophyta; Magnoliopsida; Malvales; Malvaceae. The transcript is spliced from 8 exons.